Molecule: messenger RNA, 804 nt
Organism: Erythranthe guttata (spotted monkey flower)
Lineage: Eukaryota; Viridiplantae; Streptophyta; Magnoliopsida; Lamiales; Phrymaceae
Source: RefSeq, a predicted model, not a curated record
AUGUGCGAAAAACGCCGAUCAUAUCUCCUCCGAACACAUGGCCAAGCAAUUCAACGUUCGGCCGGUGGUUUUCCCCUCCGUCCCCAACAGCGCCGCCCCCCAACCGCCCCCUUCCAACCUCAGAGAUCCCCCAACCCCCUCCCCUUCCUCUCCUUCGACGUCAACUCCGCCGCCGCAUCCACCUCCUUCUCCUCCGCCCCACACUUCCCCUCCACCGCCGUCGCCGGAGGAAUCGGCGCCGCCGGAUUCGACGACGAGCCGCCGCUCCUCGAGGAACUCGGAAUAAACACCAAGCAAAUUUACCAAAAAACCCUCUCAAUCCUCAACCCCAUCAGAGUCAACCACCACCUCCACGAGGACGCCGAUCUCUCCGGACCAUUCCUCUUCCUCAUCGCCUUCGGCCUGUUCCAGCUCCUCGCCGGAAAAUUGCACUUCGGAAUCAUCCUCGGGUGGAUGACGAUGGCGUCGAUGUUUCUGUACGUCAUCUUCAAUAUGCUCGCCGGCAGAAACGGAAACCUUGACAUGUACAAGUGCCUGAGCCUGCUCGGAUACUGUAUGCUGCCGAUUGUCAUGCUGUCGGUGCUCUCUCUCUUCGUGCCUCGGGGCGGAUACGUGAUAAUGGCCUUAACAGGGGUGCUCGUGAUUUGGGCGACACGUGUCUGCACGAGAUUGGUCGUCGAGCUUGCCAACUGCGGGGACGAGCAUGCCAGGCUCAUAGAGUAUGCCUGCUUCUUGAUUUACAUGCUUUUUUCUAUGCUUGUUGUUUUCUGAUUCGAAUACGUUAUUUUGUUUCUUUGUCUAUUG